This is a messenger RNA of Gymnogyps californianus (California condor), 3804 nucleotides long. Its product is annotated as activated RNA polymerase II transcriptional coactivator p15-like. Gene Ontology annotation, biological process: positive regulation of transcription initiation by RNA polymerase II. The transcript is spliced from 4 exons. Gene Ontology annotation, cellular component: nucleus; transcription regulator complex. Lineage: Eukaryota; Metazoa; Chordata; Aves; Accipitriformes; Cathartidae. The coding region runs from base 1 to 381 and encodes 126 amino acids. Gene Ontology annotation, molecular function: transcription coactivator activity; DNA binding. The record is from RefSeq and is a predicted model, not a curated record.
AUGCCCAAGUCAAAGGAACUUGUGUCUUCAAGCUCAUCUGCCAGUGAUUCAGAUAGUGAAGUUGACAAAAAGGCAAAGCGGAAAAAGCAAGCAGCUCCAGAAAAGCCUGUAAAGAAACAAAAGACUGGUGAAAGUUCAAAAGGUGCAGCUGCUUCUAAGCAAAGCAGUAACAGAGAUGAGAAUAUGUUUCAGAUUGGCAAAAUGAGGUAUGUCAGUGUUCGUGACUUUAAAGGGAAAGUCUUAAUUGAUAUUAGAGAAUAUUGGAUGGAUCAAGAAGGUGAAAUGAAGCCUGGCAGAAAAGGUAUUUCUUUAAAUCCAGAACAGUGGAAUCAGCUGAAGGAACAGAUUUCUGAUAUUGAUGAUGCAGUAAGAAAACUGUAAAUACAGAGCUAUACAGAAACCUUUAUCAUUUUAGUUAAGUGGUCUUUUUACAUUGGCUUUUGUUUUCUAAAGUAUUGUUUUCCAAGCUAUUGUAUAUUUGGAUUGCAAAACAAUUUGUAAGAUGAAUACUUUUUUUAUGUGCAUUAAAAGUGUAUUCUGAGUGAGGCUAUUUGUGUAUGCUUUAUUAAAAGGAAAUGUGUAGCUUUCACCUCAUGGUAUAAAAUAAACAAAUCAAAUAAUAUGUAAAGCAUAGGUGUUUAUGGCCUUUUGACUGAAGGUGUUUGCUGAUAAGGCCACCUAAUAGCUUUGGUCUUUGUUUUAGUUUCAGUUUAGUUAACCGUUAAUGUGAAUUUGUUUUCUGAGGAGAUUUCUUAAAAUGUCUCCAUUUAAUUUUCUUUUUCUUUUAUUUCAUACUCUUUGGUAUUGCCCUGACAGCUUUCUGCUUUAAGACUUGAUACAAACAAUGAAUUCCUGGUAAAACACAUUUUUGUAGAUAAUUUUAAAUACUGUAUUUGCUAAUUUACUGUAUUUAUUCAGAGUUAAACAGUCCUGAGUAUAUAGACUUUUUUGCAUUACUAGCAUGAAGUGUUAUGCUAAACAAUAACACUUGAACACAAGCUGCACACUAUUUCUUCCUGUUUUUCUAUAGCUUACUUGACUUAGAAAAUACAAUAAGCCUUUAUUCUUGGACCCUAGAUUUUAGAAUGUGAUGCAUAAACUUUUACAGUAAUAGACAUAUACCUCAGAGUAAGAUAGUAUUUAAAAGCUCCGAAAAUGGUUAUUAGUUAGGUACCCUUUUCAAGCUUUGCAUUAAAUUCAUUCUUGAACACAUACUGACUAGUUAGUCUAUAGAAAAGAACAGUUAACCUGUCUUUGUAGGGCUUUUGUUCGUUUGAGAGUAUUGUGUAAACAACGAUGCUUAAACUAGGCUGUAACACAGGUUACACAGUCAAACAGGGUUAAAAUUGCUUCAGCCAAAACAUCUGGCUAUCAUGCUUCCCUGCCCUGUCCACACUGCCUGCCCAAACCAUUUAACUUGGCUUGCCUUGUGUGGCUUACAUGUGCACAACUGUUUUAUCUUUUGUACAGAAGAUACUUAGUGCUUACAAUGGAGUGCUGGUACAUAGUGGAUCGUGACUCUAGUGAACUUCGCUUGUCUACCAGUGUACUAUUCUGGUAAGAGAAGCUUCUGUCCAGUGGAAGCUCUAUUAGACUAGAUGCUGCCCCAGUUGAAGGGCUUCUUGGUAGGUGUCACAAACUAUGGAAUGAAGAAGAGAGAAUGUGAUGGUUUAGUAGAACUUGGAGAAAUAAGGGGCAUGCCAGUACAGAAGUUAAUGGUGAAAGAUCAAAGUUAGCUGACACAUAAUAACUACAGUGAAGAAAUGUAUGUUAGCAGAAUUGGAGAAGGGUUUUUCUGACUUAAUUCAGUUAAUCGAAGGAAGAAGAUGAAACAACUUCAUGAAAAUUGACAUUUCAAGACUAUGUCGUGAAUGUACAACUUAUUGGUUCAGCUGUAAUUUUCCCAUUCGAUGUUAAAUUUAAUGUAUUUUUUUAACUUUUGUAUACAUAAACAGGAUUUACUAUUUGUUUAAUUUUGAAAUAUCUUAAUAUAAUUGUUUAUAUAGCAGAACAGGACUUCCAUGCAUGUCUGCAAAGUGCCAUACACAGACUUUUCCUGUACUGCAGAGUUUAUAAUUCAAUACAAAUGGGUAUUGAAGGGUGACUUCAUCAAAUUAAAUAUAUAUUUAAUUUAAAUAUUAUGUCAAAUACCUCCACCUGCUUUUUAACUUAUCCAUUGCUGACAUAUUUCAAAUAAAGUUAAGAUCUGUUUUUGCAUAGCUCAGGAAAUCUGAGUUUUUAAGAACUGCUUGAGGGUGAAUAAAUGGGUGAAGAGAUGUUUUGUGGUAGCAGCUGCAUUUUUGGGCACAACGUUCUUUUUUGAGUGACUCUUAAUGGCAUGUAGGGGUAUUUGGACCAAAUAGAAUAAAUAUGAAAUAUCUGCUAAAAUUUUCACAGAUGAAUGAAUGAAAUAAAUUGCUUCAGAUCACUAUCAACAAAUUCUAGGUGGUUUUUUUUUAUUUGCAGUAUGUAUAUAUGAUUCCUUUUUCCCUUUAAAUCUGAAAUUUUGCAACCAUAUUUCACCCAUUUUACCUCAACUUUCAUGUGGCUACUUUAAAGUGCAUGAUUAUCAUAAUAGAGGGAACAUUGUCCUCACUUAGACUACUGUGGUAGCAGGUCAUUGGAUGGCAGUUGUGUAUCAGAGUACAAUAUAAUUGUGUUCAGGAAGGUGGAGAAUUAAAUUCAUUCAUUUUGGGGGAGUAAGUGAAAAAGUUUUAAUAUAAUGAUUAGUUCUCUUGUGGAAACUGAUGGUAGAGAUGUUCGAAGAAAUUAGUAUUUGUUAACCAAGAACUAUUAGUUCCUCUUAUAGAUAACACCCUUGCUGAAUUUGUGAUGAUAAUUACUGGAGCUGUUUAUCCCAUUUUACUUGAGAAAACUUGGGGCAGUUUGAUUUUUACUUAGCUAGUGUGUUUAAAAAUAGUUUUCCAUCUGCCAGUUAUAUUUCUGCAUGUAAUAAUGAUAAAAUAUCAUAUAUUUUACCUGAGCCAGUCUUAACGUCUGCAUGACUGUCCUACGAAAAAGGUAACUAAUAAACUAGUUGGUUUCAUAAAUGAACUCAAAAUGGGAUGUGUUUAAUCGUGAGGGAAUUCAUUGCACCUCAGAUAACUGAUGUGCUAGUUACUUGAUAAAAAUUUGACACAUUCAAUGUUAUUUUGAAAUAAAUAGUUGAUAGUGAUUUGUCAUGUAAUUGUCUAUGGCUGUAGUCUUUCUAAUUUUGAGAAGAAAAUUCAGAUUUUUUUGAAUAAAGAUUAUUUUCUUGCAGACAAAAUGGUAGUUAGGGUACAUGUAGAAGUGUCCAUGGAAGAAAAUUGUGCAUGUAUGAAAAGACUGUGUAAUAUGAGAUAAAAACACUGCUCCCUUUCCCAUUGAAGUGGCAAAAGAAAGAUGCAUUUGAUUCUUGAUAUUUAUGCUGGGCAUAUUAGCAAUAUGUUUUAUAAAUUAAACCUAUUGUGGAGCUUAGGAGGAAAAAUACAUCACAGAGCUGCCAAAGUACCAUAUGUGUGCUAAAUCAAACUGUCAUGUACAAUGUUGCUCUUAUGUAGAGAUGUUCAAUAUGAAGUUAAACAAAUGCAGUACUAAGUUUGAUAUUUCUGUUAAAGGAAAUGCCCCAGUUAUGUACUUCAUAUGUGAUCUGUUAGCAAAAAAUUGAUGAUUGUAAUUCUGGUAACUCAAAUGUUGUAUUGUUAACCAUGUGGAAUGUUUCAUGUUUUGUUCUGGUGGUAUCUACUGCAGAGAGGCCACUGGAAAUAUGCGCCCUCCAACUGUAAUUAUCUUAAUGUUCAAAUAAAAAGUAGUUAAAUGGCA